Messenger RNA from Protomyces lactucae-debilis, 2940 nucleotides. RefSeq lists its product as uncharacterized. The record is from RefSeq and is a predicted model, not a curated record. Gene Ontology annotation, biological process: regulation of DNA-templated transcription. Bases 278 to 2869 code for a protein of 863 amino acids. Gene Ontology annotation, molecular function: zinc ion binding; DNA-binding transcription factor activity, RNA polymerase II-specific; histone H4K20 methyltransferase activity. NCBI's taxonomy places the organism in Eukaryota, Fungi, Ascomycota, Taphrinomycetes, Taphrinales, Protomycetaceae. The transcript is spliced from 2 exons. Gene Ontology annotation, cellular component: nucleus.
CGCCUUCACUUGUCAACAACACAAAGCAGCGACAUCAGGCGCGGCUCCAGAGAUUGGCGCUGUGAACACGCUUGCGACGUGUUAUUGAUCUCACAUCUUGCUCAGAGACUCGACUCUGGCUGUUGUAUCCGGUCUUGGAUCGUGGUGCUGCGUAUCGGUGCGCCGACACCCCGAAUAUCGAAAUCGCGAUUUGGCGCUGGUAGCCCUUUUUACAUCUUCUACAGCGCCUGAUCAGCGGAACACGAUACCAAUCUAGGACGGCGAGGUCCUGCUGACAAUGUCCAAAUACUUGACGAUAAAAAGACUGUCCGAGUACGACGAUGUGUUGACCGACCAUUUGAUUGACAAAGUCUACUUCUGGCUCACCACGCACAAGUCUGAUGCGGAUUAUGUACCGAGCAAAGCGAUACGACCGUCACAGAUGGCAAGCUUGUUGCAAGGACAUAUCAUUGGUGGGCCUAGACGAUCGCGCGAAAAGAUGCUGGCAGAUGCGAUCGAGGCAUGUCUUCAGCUCAAAUCAAUACAAAAAGUCUACAACAAGCUGCGGCCGGAAGAACAGUCAGACUUUGUCUCUCAUCUCAAACGCUAUCUUAAUAUUUGGCGGAUUGAUGCAGAAUUUGAGAUCAACAGCACGGAUCGAUACUGCUCAAACAAGGCGGAAUCUUGCAUUUUAGCCUUGCAGCCUAUUCAUAAAUACAAGGUACUUGCUCAGCUGAGUGGGACGAUCGUUCCCAUGACUGAGGAGGAAGAGGAAAUGUACAAGGCAGACUUCAGUAUCAUCUGGUCUCACCGGAUUCAGUCCAUGUGCCUAUUUCUCGGGCCUGCCCGUUUUGUCAACCACGACUGCGACCCCAACGCGACCUUUGUCAUGGUCAACGGCAAUAUUGCAGUGGCAGCCAUUCGCAAUAUUGAAAUUGGCGAGGAAAUUACCAUCGCAUACAGUCCAGACUAUUUUGGGCCUGGCAAUAUUGACUGCAGAUGUGCUUCAUGCGAACGUACAGGCAAAGGAUUUUAUCGAAAUGCUGAGCAACGUAAUCGAGACUCAGCUGGCGCAGACGACGAAGCUGGAACGAUCGACUCGCUUGCUGCGACAGUCCCCGUGGAAUUGAGUUAUUCUGCCUCGAAAAAUAAGGCCCACAUGAGUGGACCAAGCUCAAUCUUGAAUAAUGUCGAUGCGCAACGCAAGCUUGGAAACAUGGCAAAGACUCUCGUGAACGACAGUGACGACGACGAGUCAUUUCUGGAGGCCCUUGCACGCAAGCCUGACGAGGGCGACUCGGAUCUCGAACGGGAAGGAAGAAUAUCAAGGCGCAUUUCUCGGAUCAGCACUAUGCAACGCUUCUCCAAUCUGGCAGAAGAUGAAGUUUCUCACUCCACGAACGAAGAUGUGGCAUCGAAUGCCAGUAAGGAUUUCGAUGGUGCAGAUAUUUCCCGGAAGUCGCUCAGACCAAGAAAUGCAAAGCUCGAUUACAAUUUGAGGAAGCAAUCUAAGCAGAGCAUCCUACCUGGCUUGUAUCGGCGGGCCUUCAAAAAGGAUCCAAGCAAACACUACUGCAACAUGUGCGACGAAGAAGCGCUCAAAAAGGAUAUGUUUGCCGAGAAAAGUGAGGAAGGCCUCGAAGUGCUCCUCUGUCGACGCUGUCGACGUCACACAAAGCUCUACGGCUCUCCUUGGCCCGAGAGAACCCCGCUGGUGUCACAUCGCACUCGUGAAGGACUUGAAAAAUUGGCCAGCCACGAACUAGCAGGUCGUUUGAGCACAAACACGCAAGUGCAGCGAACAAAUUGGCAGACUGAGAAUGGACGCUUGUCGAUGCCUGGCAUGGCCGGCAGGAAGCCCAUGCUUCAGUCAAUGCAUGGCCUUGGCGAUCAGAUGCGUCAGACGAAGUUGCUUACAAGCACAGGCCCUGAUAACACUCUGGCAAACAGUGCCGGCGAGUUCGCAUGUCUGGAAUGCUAUGAGAGGCACCGCAAAUGUCACAGGAUGAAGCCUAAUCAACCUCGUUGUGAUAGUUGUGUGCGUCUCGAUCGCGAGUGCUAUCCUCGCUUCGAGUCGCAGACUCGUGGCGCAGAGAGCUCAUCGCCUGAGCCUACUCUGACAAUAUAUCACAACCGCUCGACAGUUGGCAACAAUGCCUCUCCCCGUGCAUUUGGCAGUGCCAACUUUAUUCAAACCAAGCCUGCCUUCAUGACGUUUGUAAGUCGCCUCGAUCGUUAUACCAACAAGCUCGUCAAUCGGCAGGCGCAGGUCAGGGUUGAUUUGGCUGCUCAGCACGAACAAGACAAGCUGGCAAGUUUGCCGCCUGAAGCAAGGAGAAAGGGAAUGCACGGCGACUUUGGCAAGGCUGGCUCAUGGUACUAUGUUGAGGUCCCAGCGUCUGGCGAUGACGAUAUUCCGGUGUUGACACAAUCUCGUCUUCGUUCGCGCGAGCAACGGAAGGGCAGUUCUCAACGCGGAGACUGUGGCAGAAAGCACAAUUUUGUGACCCCAGAUACAAGCGAUGAGGAGUUUGGCAGAAUGAUAGAGACUGCGAAGCGAAUCACAGCGCCCUACCAUUCACGUCAGCUUACUGCGCCGCGGGUCAAGUCGCCUGCUAUCAAGCCUAAAGAAGAAAGGGUCUCAGUGAAGCGCAAACGUGAGGACAGCGCGGAUCACAGUCGGUCAGUAAGGCGCCGAGAAAGUGGCGCGAGCUCGGUAACAUCCGUCGUGUCAGCUCAACGUGAUUUCAAGCCCGGAACCUCUGGACGAGGACGCUACUUUUAUGUGCCUGUGGACAGCGAAGAGGAUGAGAGACAGAGCACUCCUGUGGUUUUUGAUGAUCGGUUGUCGCGUCCCAGAUCGUAUAGAACUGGAUCAUACAAGGAAUAGAUUGAAGCGAUCAGCUUGGCUUAACUUCUGCACAAUACCUUUAUAGGCAGUAGUAUAUACCUAAUUUUGAC